Tetrahymena thermophila SB210 is the source of this 1179-nucleotide messenger RNA. RefSeq lists its product as hypothetical. The transcript has a single exon. The record is from RefSeq and is a predicted model, not a curated record. Gene Ontology annotation, biological process: regulation of alternative mRNA splicing, via spliceosome. NCBI's taxonomy places the organism in Eukaryota, Ciliophora, Oligohymenophorea, Hymenostomatida, Tetrahymenidae.
AUGUAAAACCCUUUAUUGGCUAAAAAAAAUGAGUAAGACUCAUAUAAAAUGAGCAACUCAAAUAGCAGAGGAAAUAUGGCUCACUUGUAUGCUUAAAUGUAGCAUAAAAAAAUGGAAGAAGCAAACGAAGCUGUGAAAUUGAUGAUGGAAGACCCUGAUUUAUUCGAUUAUGAUGGGCAAUAUGAUUAAAUAAAGAAAGCCAGAGAAGAAGCAACUUAAGUUAAAAAAACAGAAAAAAAAGAAAGUGUUUUAUUAGGAAUUAGAAUGGCGGCAAAAGAUAAAAGAGACAGAGAAUUCCUCAUCAGAUAAGAAAGGUUAGCAGAAAAGGAAAUAAAUAGAACAGGAAAUGAAGGUCUUAAAGAAGAAAGAUUUAUUACUUCUUCUUACAAAAAAAUGUUAGAGGAAAACAAAAAAUUUUUAGAAGAUGACGAUAAAAAAGAAUAAUUGAAUGAGAAAAAUUCAGCAUUGUAAAAAGGUAGUUUGGAUAGCUUUUUCUAAAAGUAAUUAGCAGGCUUAAAUGGUAGAGUAGAUAUUACUAAAAUGAUUGAUAAAAAUAAAUAGAGAGACAAUAAAUAAGAAAAAGAGCAAACCUAACAACUAUAAUAUUAAAAGCCUUAAGCUCAUCAAUAAAGAAGUUUUAAUCAAGAAUAGGAGUAAAAAAGUGAUAGAAAUAUAGAGUAAAUUUAAGUUAAAUAAGAUUCAAGGCCUAAGCUUUCAGAAUUAUAUUCAAGAAUGGGAUAACCUAAUUAACCAGUAAGAGAAGAUUAGUAUCAAAGGGAAGGUGAUUCCAAAAGUUAAUAAAAUAGAGAUAAAGUUGAAAAUUAUAAAGAUCAUAAAAGCAAGAGAGAUAGAAGAGAUUCAAAGUCUAGAUCUUCUUCAAGAGAUAGAAAUAAAUAUCAUAGAAGAGAAAGGAGUAGAUCUAAAGAUAGAAAAGAAUCAAGAAAAGAUAGACAUAGAAGUAGAUCUUAUGAUAAAAAGAAUAAAGAUGAUAAUAGCUCAAGAAGAGAACCUUCUGAUAAAAUAAAUCCAUAAGGUGGAUAAUAAGAAAUAAGUUAGGAAAAAUAAGUUAUUUAAAAAAGUGUAAAGGUUGAAGAGCCUAAGCUUUCUAAAGAAGAAAAAAUAAGAUUAGCAAAAGAAAGAUUUUUAUAAAGAUAAUAAUAACAACAAAAGCCAGAAUGA